CCCGGCUGUCUGGUAUAAAGUCUGAGUUCAACCGGCAGACUGUUGAGGAAAUUUUUACUUUCCUUCCCGGCGGGUGGUUUGCAGACGCUGAGAAGACGUGGUAUAUUUAACCAGCACGCCAAGAACCAUUUUCCUCAGGUUACCUCGUGGUUCAGAUCAGCCACCUCUAACCGAGCAGCUCUGCCUUAACAUCACCACCUGCCAGCUCUUACACCGUAACCAAGCCAACCUAAAAAGCCUUCAAAAUGAUGCAAAUCGACUCCGCCAUCAACAAGCACUCCCUCAUCAACGUGAUGCACCGCUUCAUCGCAGCCGCUAACAACAUGGACGAGACCAUCAUGGUGCCGAGCCUGCUGCGGGAUGUGCCGCUGGAGGAGGGGCCCGCCGGCGAGCUGGAGCCCAACAACAACCGUAAUCACGAACCGCCGUGUCCCAACAAGCAGAAGGACAUGUACGAGCACUACCUGCUCCUCAAGUCCAUAAAGAACGACAUGGAGUGGGGUCUGCUGAAGAGGGAGAUGAGCAGCGGCGCCAGCUUCCUGGAGAUGGCGGUGAAGCAGGAGGAGCAGCAGCCGCCGGUCACUGGAGACCUCCCUUCUGAUGAGAACACGGACCUGGAGAACCAGUUUCACUAUCACCUCAGAGGACUGUUUGGAGUUCUGUCCAAGCUCACAUUGCAAGCCGACCACCUCACCAACAGGUACAAGAGAGAAAUUGGAGGUGGAAACUUCAUGAGAUAGAAGUCACUACAAUUUUCUUUCUGCCCCCCCCCCCCCCC
This is a messenger RNA of Anarrhichthys ocellatus (wolf-eel), 778 nucleotides long. RefSeq names its product MID1 interacting protein 1, like (gene mid1ip1l). The transcript is spliced from 2 exons. NCBI's taxonomy places the organism in Eukaryota, Metazoa, Chordata, Actinopteri, Perciformes, Anarhichadidae. Bases 246 to 740 code for a protein of 164 amino acids. Gene Ontology annotation, biological process: regulation of lipid biosynthetic process. The record is from RefSeq and is a predicted model, not a curated record. Gene Ontology annotation, cellular component: cytosol.